Molecule: messenger RNA, 2005 nt
Organism: Zootermopsis nevadensis
Lineage: Eukaryota; Metazoa; Arthropoda; Insecta; Blattodea; Termopsidae
Source: RefSeq, a predicted model, not a curated record
GGAAUACGCUGUUGCUCAACAAUGGCCUUGGAUCGCAUUUGUGCAACAGUGACCUAUUGGUGUGCCGUGAGGAACGCUUUAUGAAUGUCAGUGUACUCCAAAGAGUACAAGUUUUCGUUGUGAGAUUUUCUGAAGAACCGCGUGGUCGGGGUCGGCGCAUACAGUUUGCUAAGCGUGCCUCAGAAUCGAACCUGGACCUGCAGCGAGAGACUCGCAGACGGGGCGUGGUCAGCGCCGCAUGCACUGGGCUGCAAGCAGCGAGGCGGCAGUAACGUGCCGACCACUGAGCGGCGAGGAAGUGAGCGGAACGAUGAGGCUGUUGCAGUUGCUGGCAGUGGUCUUACUGGGCGUCAAGGCAGCCCGGGGCGUCAUCCUGACGCCGCCCUAUUUCAACCUGGCAGAGGGACGCCGAAUCUAUGCUACUGCCACCUGUGGGGAGGAGAUCCAAGAACCGGAACUAUACUGCAAGUUGGUUGGGGCCAACGCGGACCGAGAUGUGAACGUGAACCUUAUACAAGGGCAGGUGUGUGACUAUUGUGACCCCGGCCAGCCUGACAAGACGCAUCCCGCACAGUAUGCAGUGGAUGGUGCAGAGACUUGGUGGCAAAGCCCGCCACUUUCGCGUGGUGUCAAAUACAAUGAGGUCAACCUUACCAUCGACCUGGGACAGGAGUUCCAUGUGGCUUAUGUGUUCAUCAAGAUGGCUAACUCACCUCGACCUGGUGUAUGGGUUCUGGAAAAAUCUGUUGACAAUGGAGUGACUUAUCAGCCAUGGCAGUACUUUGCCGACACACCAGGAGACUGUGAGACCUAUUUUGGGCGAGAAAGCCUACAGCUUAUCACCAGAGAUGAUUCUGUAGUCUGUGAGACGCAGUACUCCAAGGUGGUGCCUCUGGAAGGUGGUGAGAUUGUGGUAUCUCUGCUGAACAAUCGCCCAUCAGCAAAUGAUUUCUUCAAUUCAACAGUGCUACAAGAAUGGACUAGGGCUACAAAUGUUCGUCUCCGUUUCCUUCGAACUAAAACUUUGCUGGGACAUCUUAUGUCAGUUGCCCGUCAAGAUCCAACUGUAACCCGAAGGUACUUCUAUUCCAUUAAAGACAUCAGCAUUGGAGGACGCUGUAUGUGUAAUGGUCAUGCAGACACUUGUGACAUCACAGACCCUAAUGACCCAUACAAGCUGUUAUGUCGUUGUCAACACCAUACGUGUGGUGGAAACUGUGACGCGUGCUGUCCUGGUUUCCAGCAGAAAGCUUGGAGGCAGUCAAAGAGUUAUCAACCUUUUGUAUGUGAAUCUUGCAACUGUUUUGGACAUACCGAGGAGUGCAUAUAUGACCCUGAAGUAGACAGGCAACAUCUCUCGCUAGAUAUACAUGGUUACUACGAAGGAGGUGGUGUGUGCCAGAACUGCCGAGACAACACUGAGGGCAUCAACUGCAACCGAUGCAAACCCGGCUACUUUCGUCCAUUCGGAAAGAAACUCAAUGAAACAGAUGUUUGUCACCCUUGUCAGUGCAACUACUUUUAUUCAACUGGGAACUGUGAAGAGGGGACAGGUCGCUGUGAAUGUCGUGUUGAGUUCACUCCACCUAACUGUGACAGUUGCAGUUUUGGCUACUUUGGCUAUCCUGAAUGUCGACCUUGUGAAUGUCACCUCAAUGGGACCAGGGGGUUCCACUGUGAAUCUACUGGUGGGCAGUGCCCCUGCAAACCUAAUUAUGCUGGGAAGUUCUGUGACAAGUGCUAUGAUGGUUACUACAACUUUCCUGAGUGCCUGUUUUUUGACCGUGGGCACGCUCUGAUUCCGGGGAAUGAACCCAGCACAUCCAUUGGUCGGCGGCCGGUCUGCCUCACAGCCGGCCUGGAUGGGGUGUUGACGAGAAAACUUGGUUUCUGCCGGGAAUCGAAGCCCGGUUGCCUAGUCAGUGUAGAUUCUGAACUGUCUCGAUGGAUUUUUGUUCUUGCUCGUACCAUGGUCAACUUUUGUGGAAAUGGUAAUGAACUUUAG